Messenger RNA from Oncorhynchus tshawytscha (Chinook salmon), 1282 nucleotides. Its product is annotated as oocyte zinc finger protein XlCOF8.4-like. Gene Ontology annotation, biological process: regulation of transcription by RNA polymerase II. Gene Ontology annotation, molecular function: DNA-binding transcription factor activity, RNA polymerase II-specific; RNA polymerase II cis-regulatory region sequence-specific DNA binding. The record is from RefSeq and is a predicted model, not a curated record. The transcript is spliced from 2 exons. Lineage: Eukaryota; Metazoa; Chordata; Actinopteri; Salmoniformes; Salmonidae. The coding region runs from base 32 to 1009 and encodes 325 amino acids.
AGAGAGCAUUGACCUGCUGAGUGGACUAAAGAUGGGGGAGCAAGGUGGUUGGGUGGAGGCUAACAGAGGAGACUGGGUGGCCAUCUUGGAUUCCCAGACUCAGACGGGUGCAGCCAAGGCCCUGGGGGAAGGCAUCACUGAGCAGGCCAGGACCAGAGGCGACAUAGUGGACGUCAGAGGCUGGGACAGCGACCUCAACUCUGGACUGGGGAACAACACUGUUGACCACAACCAGGAACAGACAGUGGAACACAAAACAACGUACGAAUUUAGUCUCCAUGACAACAGACUGGCUGAAACCAGGGUGAGGUGUAGAUUUGGUCCACGGGGACAGAGAGGUGUCCGUAUGCAGCGGGAGAGAACAGAAACAGACUCUGUUAACGAUGCUCCGUCCUGCUCCUAUAGUUGUGAUUCAGAGAGACUGAUGGCGCCUCAGGUUAACUCGCUAACAGAUGCUGCCUUCAGCCUGCCUUCUAUAGGAUCUAUCAACUGGAACAUGGACCCUGCGACAUCACAGACACUCCCUGGCCUUCGUCCUCCUCACACUCUCCUAAUGUUAAACCAGACCUCAGACAAUGCCAGUGCCUCAACACUAAAUGGCUACACAAGCCCAUUGACAAAUUACAGUAUUAGGAUUAAUGCUGUCAGUAGAUCCGGUGGCAAAGAGAAGCGCUUCCCGUGUUCGUUCUGUGGGAAAGCCUUCAGUUUCCGCAAACAGGUGGAGAUCCACCAGAGGGUCCACACAGGGGUAAAACCCUUCAGUUGUACCCAGUGUCACAUGUGCUUCGCUCAGACUGGUGACCUGAAGAGGCAUCAGAGGGUACACACAGGGGAGAAACCCUACAGCUGCCCCCAGUGUGAGAAGAGGUUCUCCCGCAAGCACCAGCUGAAUAGGCACCUGAAGGUUCACACGGGAGAGAGGCCGUUCGCUUGUACACACUGCAGGAAGAGGUUCUCAGAAAGGAGCUGCCUCAGGAUACACCAGCAGAAUGACCAUUCCACUCUAUAACAUAGAAAGGAACCGUAUCUCAAUACCUUCUGAGGUUUAGAUUAAACCCAGCAGUAAAGAGAAAGAAUAAUUGUCAUUGUUGUCAGCAGGAAAGAUCCACAGAUGCAUUUAGAAUAUCGAGAGUAACAGAUAUUCUUUGGUAGAAUAUUGCAUCCAGACAUUGUGUGAUAUACACUGAAUGUACAAAACAUUAAGAACAUCUUCCUAAUAUUUAGUUGCACCCCCCUUUUUGCCCUCAAAACAGCUUCAAUUUGUCAGGGCAUUGACUCUACA